Solanum lycopersicum (tomato) is the source of this 1884-nucleotide messenger RNA. RefSeq lists its product as uncharacterized. Lineage: Eukaryota; Viridiplantae; Streptophyta; Magnoliopsida; Solanales; Solanaceae. The record is from RefSeq and is a predicted model, not a curated record.
AUGCCUUUGAGUUGUUUUGCUUCACAGGUACUUCUAACUGGUUUGUGUCGAUCAAAGCUGGCAGAUCAUCCUUGCUUCACCAGAUCGAAAGGUCCUAAAGAUUCCUUCCCCAGACCAAACUCAUACAAAGGAAAUACAGUCAUGGGAGACAAUAACGACGAAGUUAGUCUCACAAAUGUUGUGGUGGCUCAUCCCACCGUGGCGGAACAAAAUGAACUAAUCGCGCAACGGAUGCAACAGAUAGCCGAGAUGAGAGUCGAAAUGCAGCAGAGGCAGGAUACCCCUCCACCCGGAUUUGGACCUAAUUUUGUUGAUGCAAGACCUCCGAUCUCCACCCCUCCCAAAAGAACCACCUUCCAAGUUCCCAUUCCUUCCGAGCAUGAGGUGCACGGUUCCGAGUUGGACCACUACGAGGAACAGGAGAGAGAAUGGAAGGCAAGAGAAGAGGCAAAGAUCGACACAAAGGAGGAGAUCAAAAGGUCUAUGAAAGAGUUGCAAUGCGUUCUAGACGUCGCCGAAUUGAGUUAUGCAGAAUUGUGUAUCCACCCAGACUUGAACCUUCCUGAAGGGUUCAAAAUCCCAAAGUUUGAUACCUUCGGAGGGGUAGGCAACCCCAAGGCACAUUUGAGAGCUUACUGCGACCAGCUCGUGGGAGUUGGCAAAGAUGAGACUUUAUUGAUGAGGCUUUUCAGCCGAAGUUUGUGCGGUGAGGCCCUAGAAUGGAUAGUCCCUAAUCAGUAUUCUUUAGAGAAAAUAAAGCAAAAAUCGACGGAAAGCUAUCGGAAAUUUGCCUACAGAUGGAGAAAAGAAGCAGCAAGGGUGAGGCCUUCAAUGAUUGAAAAAGAGAUUAUAGAAGUGUUUGUGCGGGUGCAAGAGCCCGAAUACUAUGACAGAAUCAUUUUGUUAAUCGGAGCCAAAUUCGCCGAGAUAGUCAAAGUUGGCGAGACUAUCGAAGACAUUCUGAAGUCGGGGAAGAUAGCCCGAGUAUCCGCGUCGCCUGGAUCUUUCGGAUUGAUGAGGAAGAAGAGAGAGGAAGUUGCCGCUGUUUUUUAUGGGGGAAGAAAAACUCCCCGAAACUCAUCGUGUCCUCAAGAUUGCUCCAAUCCUCCACCAAAAUCUCAUCAAACCUAUCGCCCACAAUCCAAUCAUUCCAACAACUACAAUACUGCCCCCAUCUAUCCAGAUGCUCAAAUUUUGUCAAUAAUGCUCCCAAUUGUGCCAAUGUACAACUACCGAGCACCCUCCCACACAUAUCAAGUCCAAGCUCCAGCAUAUCAAAAUCCCCUCCCGAAUUACCAAGCUCCUGUUCCAAAUUACCAGACAAACCCCUACCCUAGAACCCAAGCUCCUCGCCCAAAUGCCCGCAAUUAUCAACAGGUUCCUCCCCCUCAGCAAAGCGGGUAUGAUCCUUCUUGUCCCAGGUUCGAAAAAAGGCCUUUGAGGAACUUUACUGCACUGGCUGAAAGUCGGACCAAGCUAUUCGAAAGACUAUCCGCGGCCGGAUACAUCCACUCUGUGGGGCCCAAGCCCAUGGAUGUCAACUCUAAGUUCUACAAACCGGAGCAAAGAUGUGCUUAUCAUUGCAACAGUGUUGGACUCGACACCGAAGAAUGUAUCAAUUUUAAGCACAAGAUCCAGGAUCUGAUCGACCAGGAGGUAGUCUCCCUCCAACCGGCUACGCCAAACGUCAACACAAAUCCGUUGCCGAAUCAUGGGGCUGGCAAAAUUAAUAUGAUAAAGACGGAUGAAGACGAGUGUGAAAUCAAGAGGAUUACUCCUGUUGCGCAGGAAGACUUGGAAAAGGCUGCCGCUUCUUUAAGCGUCAAAGAAAAAAGAGAGUUCGUUAUUCUGACACCUACAAAGGAUGUUGCCUUGGUGCCCUAA